AUGGACCACCUGGCCACCGGCACCAUGACCGGCCUGGCUAUCCAGUACACCAUGGAGACGGCCUUCACCGAGCCAGAGGGCGCCCGGCGCGCCGACAUGCACAUCCCCCGCAUCGCCAUGAUCGUAACGGACGGGCGCCCCCAGGACACGGUUACACCCUUAACUCCGAUGGCAAGACCUGCCGCGCGGAAGACCCGUGUGAUGUGGUGGACCAUGGCUGUGCCCAUAUCUGCGCCAACGUGCCAGGGGUACUCGGCUACGAGUGUCGCUGCCGGCUUGGGUAUGAACUCAACGAGGACGAGAGGACGUGCCGAAGAAUAGAUUACUGUGACCUGGGGAACCAUGGCUGUCAGCAUGACUGUGUCAGCUCUCCUGAGUCCUACAUCUGUAGAUGCAUGAGGGGCUAUGUUCUCAACCUCGAUGGCAAGACCUGUAGCAGUAAGUUCAUCACUACUCUGGUUAUAUGAACUGUGUUACUGUGCUAUUAACAACACUGUACUCAACCUCCCCCUCCUGAGAUGGAAGUGCCAGUACACCUCUAAAAAUGGUUUAAAAUAUAUUUAAUCUAACAAAUAAAGCAAUCAGAAACUGUUAAUUAAAAAUAUCAGUCCCUGGAGGACUCAGCAAUAGGGUGCUGUGCUCACUGUGUGGGCAGUGUUGAGGAAAACAUUUGUAAUGUAUUUAUUUGUUGAAUGUAGUGAAUAUGUGAGUCACUGUUAUAUUUCUAUAUAACAGUGUAGAAGUGUUAAUUCCCUGAAAGAAUAUUAGUAUGCAUUGUCCCUUUCUCUCUCCUGCCUUGUUUCUAUCUCUGUAUCCGAUGUGACUAACACCUCUCAGAGAUUGACCACUGUGCUCUUGGCGACCACAUGAGUGUGUGAACACUGAAGAUUCAUUUUUCUGUAUCUCAGUCUCACCUAAUACGCAGAAAUAUCAUUUGUUUUCAACAUUUUACUUAGAUUUCAACAUACUAGCAGGUCUUGCUUAUUGACCUCAACAACUGGGUCUGAUCACUUUUACUUACUGCAGAGCUUGAUCCAUGUUCCCUUGGUAACCAUGGGUGUGAGCAUGACUGUGUGAACACUGAAGAUUCAUUUGUGUGUAGAUGUCGAGAAGGCUACAAACUCAGACCUGAUAACAGAACCUGCAAGAGUAAGUCCAUGGCAUYCUUCCAUGUCUUACUAUCAGCUGUGCGGUAACAGAUCUUUUGGACAUUGCACAGUAAUAAGAGGAUCUUCUCUAUGCAUCAUGCUGUUUUGGCCCAACGGAUUCACAUCCCUUUGAAUUGAUAUGUUAGAAUGGAUGUUUCGUAUUAAUGCUUAUGUGACUGAGGGAAGUUGGACUGCUUUCAAAUAUACACCUAACUGCCUCUUUUAUAAUGGGUCUGACUGUGACUGAGUGUUUUUCCAUCCUGGUAUUUAUAUGUUACAUAAUUUGUGAGUUGUGAUUAUGAGGUCAUGGUUAGUCCUGAUGCUCCCUCUAGUCCAGGGUGUUCUUUUCCUGGAUUAAGAGGAAUAUUCUAUACUGUUUGACAGUGACAGGCACAUGUCAUGAAGGAAGUAAGAGUAGUCCUCGAUAGGUAGAUAGAUGGAUAUUCAUGCACAUUAUUACCCAAUGUUGCAUUAAAAUGACUAUGUAUUUGGUACCAUGAAGCCUGGAGUAGAGUAGAGAACACACAUUUCCAUUAUUAAUGAGAAUGAUCCUUAUUACUAUUUCAAUAUGACCUGCACCAGGUCACUGGGGACGGGGGGACCAGGUCACUGGGGACGGGGGGACUUGUCCCCCCCAC
Messenger RNA from Salvelinus sp. IW2-2015, 1786 nucleotides. Lineage: Eukaryota; Metazoa; Chordata; Actinopteri; Salmoniformes; Salmonidae. The record is from RefSeq and is a predicted model, not a curated record.